AUGGAUACCCGCAGCACUGCACUACACCACACGCCGCACGGUGGUACAACUGACUCGGACGACGAAGCAGACGUAUACGACUGGAAAUCCUCGCGUGUGCCCGGAAGUAAGGAUGCCCCUCGCUCCCGAAAGGGCUCAACCAGAAGAGGAUCCAAGCAACCUCAAGAAGACCAACACGAGCAAGGAACUGAAGGACUGGAGAAAGCGCCUCAAUCAGACUAUACAGACUCGUCAGAAGGAGCCCCAGAAGACGAGCACUUACCCCAUCCCUUCUACCACUAUGCCGCCGAAAAGCGCGACACCUAUGCCGAUGCCAAACUCAUCUAUCAGCGGCAUCGAUUGGACACUAAAUCCGAGAAGGAUUUCGGCAGUCCGUUGAUGUUGGGCAAGUCCUACACCAUGCCUGCCUCUGCGAUGGAUGGAGAAAUGGCAACGCUACAGCGGACCCCUAGCAUGACAUCCAGGCAGUCUCGUGUCUCCCAACGUGGCACUGGCCCCAGUGGCUUUCAGCUCAACCAUAACAAGGAGUCAUUUCCUUCCCUGCAAACUCAUGUGGGCAAUCAUCAAGAAAUCCGCCCGGAUCCGACACUGCUUGCCGAUGCCGCUGCACGGGAUCACAAACGCCACCCUGGUCUCCCACACGAGUUCAAGGAUCCUCUGCUAGCUCACGAAGGUAUGCACGGCGCUGGUGCCGGAAUGGGCCUGGGCUCUGGCCCCGGCGGACUCGCUACGACUGAUGAAUCGAUCAUCAGCGAAGUGCGGUCGAUUUGUGACAAGAUCAAGACAGUGCUGGAUUUGAGGCAGAAGUAUCUCAAGCUCUCGUUACAGUGUCCCGGCGUAAACCCAAAGGAUGAAGAAACUUGGGAAAUCUAUCCGCCUCCACCGAACCCUGUGUGGAAUGAGCAAAAGGCUCGCGAACCUCCUCAGGGCUAUAUCCCUCCCAACAGCACGUCGAGCAGUCUGUACAUGAUCGACAUGAAGGCACGAAACGCGAGUGCAGGUGAGUUGAACAUGUGGCCGACCAACGCAAGCCAGACGGGCUCUGACCGAGGAGGUCCGGCGUCACCCACGAGCGCCAAAAAGGCAAGAAAGCCUGGCCAUGCCAUUGGCGAAGAUUUCGACUUGAGCGAAUGCGUUAUUCCCGGGAAGCAAGCCAAGAGCUUGCGCUUCGAGAUGGAUGCUGGAAGUGUCUAUCAAGUUUACGGUGAAGACGAUCAGCCAAUAGUCGAGGUUCCGACUUUGCGGGACUAUUACAUGGCACUUGAUACGAUCCUCGAUAUCGCCUCCGAUGGGCCGGCCAAGAGCUUUGCCUACCGCCGCCUGCAAUAUCUAGAAGGGCGUUACAACCUGUAUGCUCUCUUGAAUGAGUAUGAAGAGGUCGCAGAUACGAAGAAGGUACCUCACCGAGACUUUUACAACGUCAGGAAAGUGGACACCCACGUGCAUCAUUCUGCGUGCAUGAACCAGAAGCAUCUAUUGCGUUUCAUCAAGAGCAAGAUGAAAAGGUGCCCUGACGAAAUAGUGAUCGAGCGCGACGGCAGAGAAUUGACUCUGAAAGAGGUCUUCGACAGCAUCAAUCUCACCGCAUACGACUUGAGCAUUGACACCCUUGACAUGCACGCUCAUACGGACUCGUUCCAUCGCUUUGACAAGUUCAACUUGAAGUACAAUCCCAUCGGACAGUCACGGCUUAGAGAUAUCUUUUUGAAGACCGACAACUUCAUCAAGGGGAGAUAUCUUGCCGAGAUUACCCGCGAAGUUAUCACGGAUUUGGAGUCAAGCAAGUAUCAGAUGGUUGAGUGGCGAAUCAGCAUCUACGGGCGCAGUAUGAGUGAAUGGGACACGCUGGCAGCGUGGGUCGUCGACAACAAACUUUUCUCCCACAAUGUGCGGUGGCUCAUACAGAUCCCGCGAUUGUUCGCCCUGUACAAGUCACUCAAGACCAUGGAGGAUUUUGAGCAACUGCUCCGCAACAUCUUCCAGCCUCUGUUUGAGGUGACACAAGAUCCCUCCACACAUCCCAAACUACACGUCUUUCUCCAGCGGGUGAUCGGCUUCGAUAGCGUCGACGACGAGAGUAAGGUGGAACGACGGCUGUAUCGCAAAUAUCCCGCAGCGAAAGAAUGGAACACCAAGCAGAACCCACCCUACGGAUACUGGAUCUAUUAUCUGUUUGCAAACCUGACAUCUCUCAAUGCCUGGCGCAAACGGAGAAACUUCAACACCUUCCUCCUGCGCCCUCACUGUGGCGAGGCGGGCGACACCGAUCACCUCGCCGCCGCAUUGCUGUGCUGUCACAGCAUCAGCCACGGGAUCAUGUUGCGAAAGGUCCCCUUGCUGCAGUACUGCUUCUACCUCGAGCAGAUCGGCAUCGCCAUGUCCCCGCUCAGCAACAACGCGCUGUUUCUGACCUACGACCGCAACCCGUUCAUCAGCUACUUCAAAAAGGGUCUCAACGUCUCGCUGUCGACAGACGACCCCUUACAAUUCGCCUUCACAAAGGAACCCCUGAUCGAGGAGUACUCGGUGGCUGCGCAGAUCUACAAGCUCUCCGCGGUCGACAUGUGCGAAUUAGCCAAACACUCGGUCGAUCAGUGUGGCUUUGAACUCUCGCUGAAGCAGCGCUGGCUGGGCAAGUACUGCUAUCUGCCUGGCGUGCUGGGCAAUGAUGUCGCAAAGUGCAAUGUCCCCGACGUCCGAGAGGCGUUCAGACACGAGACGCUGAAGGCGGAGCACGCAUUCAUUGCGAAAUAUACAAAGGACUAUAGUCACUUCGAUCGCUGUACCCCUGACUUGCCCGAUCCGUCGGACCCAGCAACGCCAGUGGACGAGAUAUACCGGGGUCUGGAGAGCCCGAGGCAGUACUAUGCGUCGUUUGCGGUGGCUGAUUCGAUUGCCCCGGCUCAGCAAGCCAGAGAAAGAGAGAGGGAAGCAGCGCUGUACAGGUCAAACCCAAACGGGCCCGCGGGUAAUACUUCACCCACACGACUUCGAAGGACCUCGAGCGUCUUAUAUUCCACCACUUCGAACCCAGCAGACGCACAUAUCUCGGGCCAAGAGCCACGCGCCUUUCCGGGAAUCGUGCACCAGCGCGAGAGGAGACGCAGUGUACGUGUGGGAUCAGGUAAUUCGGAGGGCACGGGCCAGUACUCGUCGGAUAUGGCCAGCAGCUUGCAAUUGGAGCCCGGACUCGCCAAGAUUACAACGAGGGAAGACAAGGAGAUAAGAGAGAUGGAGGAUGAUGGCUGA
This is a messenger RNA of Fonsecaea nubica, 3249 nucleotides long. RefSeq lists its product as hypothetical. NCBI's taxonomy places the organism in Eukaryota, Fungi, Ascomycota, Eurotiomycetes, Chaetothyriales, Herpotrichiellaceae. Bases 1 to 3249 code for a protein of 1082 amino acids. The transcript is spliced from 2 exons. Gene Ontology annotation, cellular component: cytosol. The record is from RefSeq and is a predicted model, not a curated record. Gene Ontology annotation, biological process: AMP metabolic process; IMP salvage. Gene Ontology annotation, molecular function: AMP deaminase activity.